CCUGAUAAUCCUAGUGUGUGAGUGUGUCUGUAAAUGUGUGUGUUCGCAGGCAACAAGCGCGUGUCGCUCACUGGUGGAGAGAGACAGAAGCCACUUUGGGUAGAGGAGAACGCACAUCACCAGAGCAGUCCGGUCUGAAACUGAAAUAACGAAUUAACAGGCUACCAACGGGCUUGUCAUUUAAUAACAUUUUAUCAACCGUUAACUACACAUGAUUAAAGGAGAGAAAAAAAACAAAAAACACCAUAAAACACAAUUGAGAUUCAUCCUCAAUAGUUUCCGUUCCAGCACCGGGAAAUAUGAAGACUAAAAACCGGGAGCAAAGCUUGUCUGAUUCCAGAGAAUUGGAUGGAUCGUAUGACCAGCUGACUGGUAACACUCCCACCAUCAAAAGUAAAAAGACUAUAAAGCAGAGAUUCCUCAAGCUGCUGCCCUGCUGCACGCCUUCUGUUGCUGCCUCAGUCAGUCAAUGCAACGUAGAGGAUGACUUUGAGUUGUCCACUGUGUGCCAUCGACCAGAGGGGCUGGACAAACUACAGGAGCAGACCAAGUUCAACAAGAAGGAACUACAAGUUCUCUACAGGGGCUUCAAGAACGAGUGUCCGAGUGGAGUGGUGAAUGAGGAGUCCUUUAAAACCAUCUACUCCACAUUCUUCCCCCAGGGAGAUUCGGGUGCGUAUGCACAUUUCUUGUUUGAGGCCUUUGACACUAACAAGAAUGGAUCGAUUAGUUUCGAGGACUUUGUGUUUGGUCUGUCUAUCAUUCUGAGAGGAACGAUAAACGACCGGCUAAACUGGGCCUUCAACCUGUACGACCUGAACAAAGACGGCUGCAUCACCAAAGAGGAGAUGAUGGAUAUAAUGAAGUCUAUCUAUGAUAUGAUGGGGAAGUACACAUACCCCUGUAUGCAGGACGAGGCACCCAGGGAACAUGUGGAGAGCUUUUUCCAGAAAAUGGAUCGUAAUAAUGAUGGUGUGGUCACUAUUGAUGAGUUCAUCGAGUCGUGCCAAAAGGAUGAGAACAUCAUGCAGUCCAUGCAGCUGUUCGACAACGUCAUCUAGGAGCCUCUGACAUAGGAAAGUGGCUAGAGGACUGGGGAGGUGUGUGUGUGUGAGUGUGCACCACAGGAGGUUGGUGGCACCUUAACUGGGCAGGAAUGGCUUGUGGUGAUGGUUGUAGCGGAGUAAGUGGAAUGGUAUCAAAUACAUCCAACACAUGGUUUCCAUGUGUUUGAUGCCAUUACGUUUGCUCCUUUAGUGGCCAUUAUGUGUGUGUGUGUGUGUGUGUGUGUGUGUGUGUGUGUGUGUGUGUGUGUGUGUGUGUGUGUGUGUGUGUGUGUGUGUGUGUGUGUGUGUGUGUGUGUGUGUGUGUGUGUGUGUGUGUGUGUGUGUGUGUGUGUAUUUCUCUCUGCCCUCACUCCAAGCCAAAAGGGGGUGCCCCCUCUUAUCCAGCCCUUCAUCUCUCCCAGAGACAUAGAGAAGAGAGGGGCUGGUGAUCCACAUCCACAUCAAGGACCGGUUCAGGAGUGAGCAACGUUACAGAACAUUCAGAUAGAAAUGUGUUGUGUAGAACAAAUAUGAUUGCCUGUCCUGUGUAAUAGGGAGUCAAUCGUGUCAGCUCUAUUCGUUACGUCUAUAUGCAACUUUUGGAGUGCUUUGUCUGGUUGAAAACACCCCUGGUUCGUUAACUAUUGUAUUAUUUUAACACUCCUGUUUCUGACACAGCUGCUGUAGCAUGCUGCCUGGACUCAAUGUAGGAUAAAGUCCCCCAUACUCACUGACCAAUUGUCAGUUUUGCAUGUCCCCACCUCAUGGUUAAGGUUAGGGUCGGGGGUGGCUAAUCCUAGAUCUGUGGUUAGAAGCAACUUCUACCAGAGCAGCUGGACCCCUGACACCUCUGUCAUUAAAACUAAGGUAACUACCGCCACUUAGUGGACAAAAGGAGGAAAGGACACUUGGAAAAGGGACAAUGGAACUGAAGGGACUGAGGAUCUGAAGGAUGAGACUUCUUGCGAACAGAAGACAGAGACAGAGUUGUUUUUAAUAAGGGACUGAUUUGAAUAUCGCAAUAAUGAUGUCAAUAAUAAUAACUUGUACAUAUAUACAGAAAUACUCCAAAGCCUGUCUGCCUGUCUGCUGUUGCAAGAGUCAUCCACCGGUGCCUCGCUCCGUGUGUGUGUGUGCGCGUCCGUGUGCGUACUUGUCAUUCCUGUCUCUGGUAGGAAACCAUUCAAAUUUCAACUCCAUAUGAGGCCUCCUUUGUACUAACACUAACAUAUGCUGACUGUUGUACCUCUUCCAAUUACCCUGCGGUCAAGAACUACUAGACAGUCUAAUGUGGGGCUGAAUUGAAGAACAUGCUACUUCGACCCUCUAGGCUUCAGUAGACUCCUUACCGUAUUUACAGGUGACUAGCUGAUGCAGUGAACUAUGGGAAUAGGAGUCGAAACGGAAAUGUCUGACUUAUCAAAUACUGUAAUGCGUCAUAUUAUGCCUAUCUUUCAUUAUACUGAUCAUGCAACGGAAGCUGAAAGCAUUUCUGUUUAGAUCGACCAUGAAAGAGCAGCAACAUGUCGAGGACAAUUCUACCUGAUACAGUAUCCAAGUUAUGCUUCUUGUUUCAUGUCUACGUACACAAAAUCAGGCGUGGGUGUUGUAGUGUGUGUGUGUGAGUGUUUGUGUGUGCGUGAAGGUGGGCA
This is a messenger RNA of Oncorhynchus keta (chum salmon), 2698 nucleotides long. RefSeq names its product Kv channel-interacting protein 2-like. The record is from RefSeq and is a predicted model, not a curated record. Bases 300 to 1061 code for a protein of 253 amino acids. Gene Ontology annotation, cellular component: voltage-gated potassium channel complex. Gene Ontology annotation, molecular function: potassium channel regulator activity; calcium ion binding. The transcript has 9 exons. NCBI's taxonomy places the organism in Eukaryota, Metazoa, Chordata, Actinopteri, Salmoniformes, Salmonidae. Gene Ontology annotation, biological process: regulation of potassium ion transmembrane transport.